Penicillium coprophilum is the source of this 1797-nucleotide messenger RNA. RefSeq lists its product as uncharacterized. The coding region runs from base 1 to 1797 and encodes 598 amino acids. NCBI's taxonomy places the organism in Eukaryota, Fungi, Ascomycota, Eurotiomycetes, Eurotiales, Aspergillaceae. The transcript has a single exon. Gene Ontology annotation, molecular function: protein binding. The record is from RefSeq and is a predicted model, not a curated record.
AUGUCAUUACGAUCAAUGGAAAUCAACGAGGAUGCACAUGAUUUCGCAAGCGAUAUCGAUGGAAUGAUUCAGGUAGUAUCUGAUGAGCAUUCUGCUUCAUCGCUCAUACUGGCCAGUUUGGUGGCUCGACGAAUGCGUGAAUUCCAAGAAAACGAAGACAACUUCACCGGCACUGGGACUGCUCCAACGGAUCUUCUGGAGAGUCUAAGCUCGAAUGACACCGACGAGAUCAGCCAUGAAUUCCUGCAGGACAUAGCCCAUUCUAUGGAUCUUACAACCAUGCCUGAAAAUUUGUUGGUGCUGGUUCUCCCUAUGCUGCUGCAUGUUGAUACAAAGCUUCCCAACCCCGAGGACCUUCAUGCUAUACAUGGAUUUGCUGAAGCAUCGCCAAUGCACCGAGAGCAUGUGGAAACAUGGUUGAGAUCUGAACCAGCCCAGAGUACACUUGAACAGGUUUUCAAGCCAUGGAUGAAUUACUACAGCUUCAAACCUGCGUACCAAUGUAGAGAGGAGAUUGCGGCUUACAAAGCUAGCCGAGGUGGUGCUGGGUUCAACUAUGCGUAUGAAUUCGUGAAAGAAUGUCGGUGCACAAGUUGCCUAUCGCUUCUCGGCCAACUGAGGUUGAUCGAUUUCAGGAACUACGACCAAAAUGGGAGAAGCUUUCUUCAUGCAGUGAUUGAGGGCGGAGAUGUGGAAUGUAUAAUGUUUGUUGUUGCUAUCUUGCUGAAAGGAGGCGUGGAUCCUCGGCAUUUUCCCACGUCUAUCGAUGGAAUGUCUAUUCCUCACCAUGUCGCUUUGUUGCACAACAAUCAUAUUUUCAGGGGAGUCGUUGAGUUUCUAGAGGAUGCCGGCUACCCUCUAUCUGUGUGGAACGAUGACGGCCUCAAGCUCGAACUGUGCAGCUUCAUAACCGCCGACAUGGCCGAACGGCUCCUAUCCAAAGGAUUUAAUAUCACCAAGCUCCCCAGAAAUACACUCCCAAUAUAUCUGCCCAAUGAGGAUGACCCCGAGUACGAAGAGUCCGGUGAGGAGUGGAACCGCGAUGCAGAAUAUGGUGAUCCAAUCAUCCGGGACGAAGACUUCAACCCCGACAAUGACACGCUCGACCCAGAAUCAAUUAGAUAUGAUGUUGUUGGAAUCAAUCCCAUUGAACUCCAUCCCACCUCUCGAACCAUCUGGCACCGGGCAAUCGAGAACCCCGAAGGUCCACGAAUCCUUGACUGGCUGCUGGAUCACUCCUAUACCCAGCCAGGAUGCCGAAGCGACUUCGACCGAGACUCCGGUGAGACUGCUUUAGUAACUGGGGCUAGAGGAGAUCAGACAGCUGGCAUUGAUUGGUUCUGUCAACACAGUGAUCCCAUGGCAGGGCGGGUGCGGAAUUCUCAGGGCACCGGCGAUGAGAGCGCAGGGGCUUAUGCGUUACAAGUAGCAGCUCACAACCUGCGACCACGCUGUGAUAUAAUUUUCAAAAAGCUUUUGCGUCAUGCAGAUCCGCAGUUUUACUGGGACGUUUCUACGAUCAAGGGCCUGUAUUGGCUUAUAAUUAAAAGUUAUCGAGAUAUGUACCAAAGGUUGGAAGACCUCAAGGAGCCAGGCCGGGUGAGAGCCCAGCAAAUGGCUCUCCUGCGCUCCCUCACUUCGGCUAAAACCAGAGCGCUGAAUAACAGACUGGAGCCUUUCUGGGAUACUUGGGGGCCAUCUGAACAGCGAAAUUGGCUCAUUCAAUACUGUACAAUUCUUAGGUUGAAUUUCCUUGUGAAAGAUCUAAGUUCGGAUGAAUGGGAUAAUUCUGAUUAG